This is a messenger RNA of Achroia grisella, 1861 nucleotides long. RefSeq lists its product as uncharacterized. The coding region runs from base 203 to 1807 and encodes 534 amino acids. Lineage: Eukaryota; Metazoa; Arthropoda; Insecta; Lepidoptera; Pyralidae. Gene Ontology annotation, biological process: mitochondrial protein catabolic process; mitophagy by internal vacuole formation. Gene Ontology annotation, cellular component: mitochondrial outer membrane. The record is from RefSeq and is a predicted model, not a curated record. The transcript is spliced from 10 exons.
UCGUUGCACGUAACUCGCGACGCUCGUCGAAUUGUGGACUCUACCUCGCGGACAUAAAGUCUAAAGUGCUGUGUUGUGGAUACACUGUGUUGUGAUUGUGCGUACUACUUGGGAUUUAUAUACAAUUUCUUUCUCAAACGCCGAAAUAUUCCAAUCUGAUAAUAAAUAAAACAAUGGGCACUACUACUGGAACUCGAACAUAAUGAACGAGAGUCGCGAGCGAAUUCGGCGCGAGAGAGAGAGGGAGAAGAACACAUAUACCUCUCCUCGUCUCGCGCUGCGCCGCGUGUUGCUAUUGGCUGAAGGCAGGCAGUUUCGGGAGGCCGCUGCUGUUCUAUCCCGGUUGGGACCUGGUGUGCUGCAGACGGUGGCUGCUGAGCUUCCUAUUGAUUUGCUGGUGGAAGCGUUGCCGCAUUCUGCUCAUCUUAUUGAAACUCUACUAAAUAGACUGAUAUCACUGGAAGUGACACCCCGCCCGGAAAUACAAUGCGAGGCGGUCGCGUGGCGUUUGGUGGGGUUACUUGGCGGAGACCAGGGUUCAGGUCUCCGCGCCAGGACCUGUCGACUAGCCAGUGCGCUGGUCCACUACACGCCGGAUACCAGAGAUGCUAUAGACGCGAGGAGGAGGCAGUUGGAUGCUGCUGUACAGGGUUUGGGUACUCAUGGUUUGACAGCUGAUUCAUCCGGCACACUCAUAUCACUUCACGUGGCGAUGAAGAAUGAGCUCCAGCGACAUGUGGACGUUUAUAAGCAGGCGCUUCACAAACUUGAGGAGCUGUCAUCAGUAACAGUGAACCAAGACCCAGCAUCCUCAUCCCACCAACGUCUUCUGGCUCUCUCCCACGCUGAUGUCGAGAGAAGACUGAUCGACAACAAGUCCCUGCUGACGAUCGUGGAUAAGCCAGCGUUGAGACAGCUGCCGACCCUGGUGUCCUCGCUUGCAGCCAGGGUCGAGAGCGACAAAGCGGUGCUGACGUGUGUAGGCCAGAUAAAGAGAAGUGAGCCGACUCUGGAUUUAAGUGAUACAAGACCGGUCGCUGGCGUGUUGAUGAGCUACUCCCGAGGAUGUGCUGCAGUCAUCACGCAGAUGUCGGAUGGUGAGGGUGCAGGUCAGACCCCGACUGCGCCCCGCUCACCAACGGACUCCGCAAGUGACGGCUACCAUUCAGACAGUGAUGACUCACAACAGCAUCCGGACAGGAGUAAGCUGGUUUCCCAAUACGCAGCGGUGUGGGCUCGUGCAGCAGACGAGGCAUUACCAGCUCUGUCGGCGCUGGAGCCGCUGCGGCAAACACCGCACCUUAAAUACAAGAUUGUCUUCUCCAUUGUUGUUCUGUCGUUCCGCGCCGCUAUCAGCCUGCGCGACCGGCGACUGAGCGAGGUGAAGGCGUUACUGGGUGCUGGAGACAGCGAACCCGCCGCCAGGGAGCCGACGGUGUCCCGGCUCCUGUCGGCGGCCACUCGAGUCCUGCACGAGACAGCGCACAGCUUCCCACUUGGGGAAGCGGAGCGGACUGUCAUCAACCAGGUGUUGAGUACUCUUCGGGAGUACCCUUGUCUGGGCGGUUGCGGUGCGCUCCACGCCUUAGUUGCUGCAGCGUGUCGAGCCGCCUGGAGCAUCAGCUUGCACUCUCCUCCCUUGAGGAUAGACACCGACUUCACGCCAGUGGUAAUGAAUCCAGAGAAGCAUGUUCGCUUUACGCUGGGCGAUGCUCGGGAGCGGCGCUCGGACCUCAUCAAGUCAUUCGUGUGGCCAGCCCUGAUGGAAGGCAACCGCUGCGUGUUCCGAGCUGUCGUUUUGACGUGAAAAGAGAUCUGAGCAGUUUAAAGUUAGGGCUGUCAAUUUUAUAUCAGCAUUGUA